AUGAUGAGUUUUGUGGAAGCUAGUCCCCAGAAUGAGAUCGAGAUGGUAAAAUCACUCCAAGACUUGACUAUAGUUGAGUCGUGGAGCGAUGGAAUGCUGAAAUCCACUACCUUCUACCAUGUCACGGAAGAUGAGGAGGUUUUCUUCGGCUACACGUCAAAGAAUACGCGCGAAAUGACCAUCGCAGGAUUCAAUUCAUCUCUGCAACGCGUCCAGGACAAAGAUAUUUAUCCAGAGAUUCCCACGGACACCCAUUUGACACUUGCACCGGAAGGGCUGGGCUCUUCUUUGGUUUACGUGAAAAGACUAGGCCUACAGUGGUACGAGGAUAUGAUCGGCACAAACCAUCUCCCUAAGGCCGUUCUUGAUGAGACAAUCAUCAUGGAGCAGAUCUCAAACUCCCCUCACAAAAACAUAAUUCGAUAUUACGGCUGUCGUGUGAGGCGCGGUUACAUCACCUCGAUCGUUCUCGAGCGGCUUGAUCAAAACCUGAACGAGUUUGUCUCGACAUCAGAUUUUCAACAGCUUGACAGAGUCAAGUUCUUCGAAUCUCUUAAGUCAGCCGUGGAGCACCUACACACCUUGGGGCUAGCUCAUAACGACAUCAACCCGGAUAACGUUAUGGUGAAGAAUGGAUCGCCAGUGUUGAUUGACUUUGAUUCGUGUCAGCCUUUCGGAAAACACCUGCAGUCUUUGGGCACGGAGGGAUGGUACGAAAAGGUGUUUUAUACUUCUGAGAAGAAACAUGACAUAUAUUCUCUCGGAAAGGUACAGGAAUGGCUCCAGGCUGCUAAGUGA
Molecule: messenger RNA, 798 nt
Organism: Penicillium samsonianum
Lineage: Eukaryota; Fungi; Ascomycota; Eurotiomycetes; Eurotiales; Aspergillaceae
Exons: 1
Coding region: 1-798 (265 amino acids)
Biological process (GO): protein phosphorylation; mitotic DNA damage checkpoint signaling
Cellular component (GO): nucleus
Molecular function (GO): ATP binding; protein serine/threonine kinase activity
Source: RefSeq, a predicted model, not a curated record